Molecule: messenger RNA, 1305 nt
Organism: Cladophialophora psammophila CBS 110553
Lineage: Eukaryota; Fungi; Ascomycota; Eurotiomycetes; Chaetothyriales; Herpotrichiellaceae
Exons: 1
Coding region: 1-1305 (434 amino acids)
Cellular component (GO): cytoplasm; mitochondrion
Source: RefSeq, a predicted model, not a curated record
AUGAGCACCUUUCAAAGCCAAGGCUACCAUGUCUCCCCCUUCACCACCGCCGUGGUGUCCUCGAUGCGCCGCCUCUAUCCCGAGUCCCUGGCAGACAAAUCCUUCGACAACACCGGUCUGCUAGUCGAAGCUCCAUUCAUCCCCUCGCGGCCUCGAAACCGCAACUCGGUACUGUUGACCGUCGACCUUACCCGUGCGGUCGCAGACGAGGCCAUUGAGAACAACCACUCGGUCAUAGUAGCCUACCAUCCUAUCAUCUUCCGCGGCCUCAAGUCCAUAACCACGGACGACACCCAGCAAUUGUCCAUGACACUGUUACUCGCGCAUGGCAUCAGCGUAUACUGUCCGCACACUGCGGUGGAUAUUGUUCCCGACGGCAUGGCGGAUUGGCUCUGUGAUAUCGUGACAGGGAAGUUGGAGGAUCCAGAGCCAGAAGCAUAUCCCGCAAACUCUCUUCCUUCGGACACAGAAGUCACAACAUCUGAAAGCAGUUCAGAAGUCGAUUCCAGUCCUUCUACAAAGCCCACGUCUCCUUCCGCGGAUCACGAUCAGGACGCAAUGACUGACCCGUUUACCACUCCCAAAGCAAAGAUGAAGCUCUCUCGCCCCAGCCAUGCGCACAGAACCUACUCCAAACCAAGCUUGCCGCUCCCGACAUCUGAUUUCCACGCCGGCGUCAUCUCUCACACUCGGAGCGUCAUCAGCCCGUCUCCGCACGCAUCACUUGACACAGCGAAUCAGUAUACCUCCUCUGAUGCCUACAAUACUUCGAAUACCGGAGCUGGUCGGUUGAUUGAGUUUGCUUCCCCACAACCCCUACCGCUUCUGAUCGCCCGCAUUGCUCAUGCCAUCGGCCUCCCCAAAGGGUUUGCGGUAGCCAUUCCCCAAGGGAGAAACCUCGAGGACAUGGCAAUUUCCAGCGUUGCUACAUGUCCGGGUAGCGGAGGAAGCAUUGUCCGUGGCUGUAAGGCGGACCUGAUAUUCACGGGCGAGCUGAGUCAUCAUGAGGCCCUGUCGGUCAUCGAACGAGGUGGUUGUGUCAUUGCCCUGUUCCACUCGAACUCCGAGAGAGGGUAUCUUUGGAACGUGAUGAGAGAAAAAUUGGAGAUGGAAAUCAAAGAGGAGUGGGCCAAGGUGAGGGGCGAGGAGGGUGGAAAGAGUGGGUGGACUGAGCAAAUCAAAGGGAUGCUAAAUGAUGAGAGCGUGGAAGUGGUGGUCAGUGAGAGGGAUAGAGAUCCUUAUGGGGUUGUUGUCUUGGAUCAGACGGCAGUGGAAGGGGUGAAAAUCGAGGUGGGAGAGAGUUGA